AUGGCCACAGUGGCUGGGUUUGUCACGACUGUUAUGAACUUUCUGACUGAUCCUUUUCUGACGUCUCCUCUGAAAGCAACUCUGAAGCAUUUGGAGGAGACAGAACUCUCAACUCUGCAGGGAGAGAAAAGUGAUCAUGGCUGUGAGGAGACCUGGAUGAUUUUUGUGCAGAGAGGAGGCUGCAGAGCUGAGGACGUCGGCACAGAGGCCCUAAACUUCAAACCAUUCUUCAAAGGGGAAAUUUUCUUGGAUGAAAAGAGGAGGUUCUAUGGACCACGGGAGCGGAGGAUGGGCCUGCUGGCGUUUCUCAGGGUGGGCGUGUGGACCAACGGCAUGAGAGCGUUUACUAAAGGCUUCGCAGGAAAUGUUUUUGGAGAAGGAUUUGUCCUGGGGGGAGUCUUUGUGAUUGGGAGAGGACAACAGGGAAUUCUGUUGGAACACAGAGAAAUUGAGUUUGGAGACAAAGUGAAUAUUAAAGAUGUGAUUGAAGCUGUGAGAAGAAUGCCUCGUGAACUCCAGCCCAUACAGAACAAAUAA
Knipowitschia caucasica is the source of this 537-nucleotide messenger RNA. Lineage: Eukaryota; Metazoa; Chordata; Actinopteri; Gobiiformes; Gobiidae. The record is from the annotation of a GenBank genome assembly.